AUGAAGCGGAAAAGUCGUGUAGGGGAAACUCGACUUUCUCUUCCCAAAUCGAUCUCACCGUCUUCCGAUUCUCUCUCGACGGCGAUGCAUGUGGCGAUAAAGUACACCGACGAUUUCAUCCCGAAUCUCUCUCGGAUCCCUCACGAGUCUAUCCCGAGUCUGUCUCCAACUUCAUUCUCCGCCGAUUUCAAUCUAAAAGAAAACACUCCAGCUUUAUUAUCUCCAAAUCGUCUUUCUCUUCUCUUUGCGAACAAGAAAACGUUCCCAUUCUCUAUAAUCUCUUAUGUUCUUCUUCCUAUGGAUCCAAGGAAUCCAUAUAGCCAGAAUUCUGGUUAUGAAAGUUUUCCUUCCAGUGUCGACAUUGGAGCCUCAGAAAUGCCUCCUUUCAGUUCCCAACAGUCUGAGGCUACAUCCCAACCUCAGGACACACCUGUGGAGCGUAUGGUGAGAAGGAAAUGGACGCCGGGUGAUGACGAGGUUCUGAUUAGUGCGUGGCUAAACACAUCAAAGGUCCCUGUUGUCGGAAAUGAACAGAAGUUAAGGACCUUCUGGAAACGCGUAGAUGAAUACUUUGCAACAACUCUUCAUGAGAACAUAGAGAAUGUUCAUUGUAAGCAGAGGUGGCACAGAAUCAAUGAUCAGACGAACAAGUUUUGUGCCGCAUUCGCAGCUGCAGAGAGACAAAUAACCAGCGGUCAGAGUGACAAUGACGUUCUAAAGGUGGCUCAUGAAAUCUUCUACUCUGAUCAGGGACACAAGUUUACCCUCGAGCACGCGUGGUGUGUCCUGCGAUAUGAACAAAAGUGGAUAAGCCUGAACACACCUAAGACGGCCGGUUCAAAGAGAAAGAGUGGUGAGGUUAGUUCCCAACUUUCAAGCGCACAUGUCGGUGAGGUCAGUUCCCAAUCUUCAAUGCGUCCUGAAGGUAUCAAGGCUGCGAAAGCAAGCAUGAAUGGUAGUAAAGGAAAGGCUAUUGAUGACUAUAAGAGCAUUUUGGAGCUCAAGAUGGAAGAUUUGGCGAGGAAGGAGAAACUGUCGAAGCUGGCGGUAUCAGACACUCUCCUUGCUAAGAAGGAUCCACUAAGUGAGAGUGAAGAAACUGUCAAGAACAAGCUAUUGGCCGAACUCUUCUAG
Messenger RNA from Brassica napus (rape), 1134 nucleotides. RefSeq names its product glutathione S-transferase T3-like. The coding region runs from base 1 to 1134 and encodes 377 amino acids. NCBI's taxonomy places the organism in Eukaryota, Viridiplantae, Streptophyta, Magnoliopsida, Brassicales, Brassicaceae. The record is from RefSeq and is a predicted model, not a curated record. The transcript has 2 exons.